Penicillium concentricum is the source of this 1311-nucleotide messenger RNA. Its product is annotated as putative cAMP receptor-like protein. The transcript is spliced from 4 exons. Bases 1 to 1311 code for a protein of 436 amino acids. Gene Ontology annotation, molecular function: G protein-coupled receptor activity. The record is from RefSeq and is a predicted model, not a curated record. Gene Ontology annotation, cellular component: plasma membrane. Gene Ontology annotation, biological process: adenylate cyclase-activating G protein-coupled receptor signaling pathway; cell surface receptor signaling pathway. Lineage: Eukaryota; Fungi; Ascomycota; Eurotiomycetes; Eurotiales; Aspergillaceae.
AUGACGCUGUCAGAACGACAAAUAUUGGCCAUCUCGGCCACAGAGCGGGUUUGCUCGACUAUCUCACUCGUUGGCACUUUCGUUAUAGUCGCUACUUUUAUUUGGUCCCCUACGUUCCGUAAACCCAUCAAUCGCUUGGUCUUCUAUGCAUCAUGGGGUAACAUCAUGGCUAAUAUAGCCACCAUCAUAUCGGCAGACGGGAUUCAUUCGGGGGUUGAUAGUUCCCUAUUCACCCUUAGCAGACGACCACUAAUAAGCACGGAUAGGUUCAUGCCCGCGGAUGCACUAUGGACAUUCGCAAUGGCAUGCAAUGUCUACCUAACAUUUUUCCACAAAUACAACUCCGAGCAACUACGCCGGCUCGAAUGGAAAUAUGUGCUCUGUUGUUACGGCGUCCCAUUCGUCCCAGCUUUCGCAUACUUCUUCAUCCAGAACCAAGCCCGAGGCCGGAUAUAUGGCUCCGCCAUACUCUGGUGCUGGAUCUCUGCACAAUGGGGCUUCCUCCGUAUCGCCACCUUCUACGGACCAGUCUGGCUCAUUAUCUCAUUGACCUUCGCCAUCUACCUACGAGCAGGAACGGUGAUUUACCAGAAACGGCGCCAGCUUCGGCACCUUGGCGGCAUCGACUCGGACCUUGCCCCAGAAUCUCCCUUUGCUAUGUUGACCGGCAUCCAAGUUACCAGGGAGAUUGCCUGCUCUACUCCAGAACGCCGGUCCUUGUCGGAGGGCAAUGCGCGCGGGUUGCCGUGUGCUGCGUUCAGAGCAUACUCGGUCACGAUCGAGGGCGGGGGCACCCCCAGCACGUUUCAUGGUUCCAGCUCAAGAAUCGGUCCAAGUCCUCCUCAGCAGGAGAAUUCUAGCAAAACCGUGCGGCCGGAUGGAAUGGAUUCACAGCGGAGGUCGACGUCCACGGAAACUAGUUCGGCUACUUGGGCGUAUACGAAAUACGCUAUGCUGUUUUUCAUUGCAUUGCUUGUUACAUGGGUCCCCUCAACGAUAAACAGAGUCUAUUCCCUGGCUCGUCCUAAUGACUUUAAUUUCAGUCUGAACUAUGCAUCUAGCUUUGUCCUGCCGCUCCAGGGCUUUUGGAACAGUCUUAUAUACGUCUCUAUCUCAUGGCCCGCAUUCAAAUUACUUUGGUCUGACCUCCAUGGCCGCAUAUGCUCGUGGCGCAUAUCCCGUUUGGUGACAAAUACGCAAUCCUUUCAUUUACGGAAAAGCUCUCAAACCUCGAGUCCUGCUCUUUUGGUGAAAGCCGAGAAUGAGGAGAACAGACGCCGGAGUUGGCUGGGCUUAGAUCCGUCAAGUUAG